Molecule: messenger RNA, 3318 nt
Organism: Neoarthrinium moseri
Lineage: Eukaryota; Fungi; Ascomycota; Sordariomycetes; Amphisphaeriales; Apiosporaceae
Exons: 3
Coding region: 1-3318 (1105 amino acids)
Source: RefSeq, a predicted model, not a curated record
AUGCGUUUCGCGGUCAAGUCUCUACUGCCACUGGCAAUUGCCGGACUGGCAGAGGGUCUUGGACAACAACCAGUCAUCAGCUUCACCAGUGUCCAUGGCGCUUUUCAACUUGCUGGCGGUUCUAUCGCAAGACCGCAGAUCUUGGUCUCGAGCAAUGACUAUUGGGGUGUCAUUCGUGCUGCAGGGGAUUUGGCGACAGACUUUGGCCGGGUGACGGGCACGAACCUCACGCUGAGCAAUGGCGAAGCUGGGGCCGCCUCCGCUGUCUACCAGUACCAGCCAGCCGCCGCCAACUAUACAGUAUACUCAACCAACGGCACGGGAUUCUUCCACGGCCCCAACUACACUAAUCCGUCUGCCGGAGACACGGUCAUCAUCGCAGGCACCGUCGGGCAGUCGAAAAUCAUCGACGAGCUCGUUUCGAACAAUAAGCUAGAUGUUUCCGGAAUUCAAGACGGUUGGGAGUCGUUUGUGCUGAAGGUCGUCGACAAUCCCUUCAGUGGAUGCCCCAAGGCCGUGGUAAUUGCCGGCAGCGAUCCACGCGGAACCAUCUUCGGACUCUACGACAUCAGUGAACAGAUUGGUGUCAGCCCCUGGUAUUUCUGGGCCGAUGUACCUGUGCGCCAGAACAAGAAUAUUUGGUUUCUGCCCGACGGAAAAGUACAGGGGCCUCCAUCUGUCAAGUAUCGUGGUUUGUUCUUGAAUGACGAACAGCCCGGUCUGUCUGGAUGGGUGAGUUGGAACUUCAAGGACACACCGUAUGGCGACGGUUACAACCGAGACUUCUACCCGCAUGUCUUCGAGCUUCUGCUGAGGUUGCGUGCCAACUACCUAUGGCCAACACUCUGGGGCAGCAUGUUUGAGGUUGAUGAUCCUGCCAAUCAACCUUUGGCUGAUGCGUGGGAGAUAGUGCUGGGAAGCUCCCACACAGAGCCAAUGAUGCGUGCGCAGAAUGAGUUCGGCACGUUUUAUAUCAACAAGGGCCUCGGGCCCUGGGCCUACAACUUGAACAACAAGACCAUAGACACCUACUUUGAGUACGGCGCCCAAAGGGCUAAACCGUAUGCCCGAAACAGCCUCUGGACAAUGGGCAUGCGAGGCACUGGCGACACAGCUAUCGAAGGUCUAGGCUCACAGGCCAUUGUCAACAUGCUGCAAGUACUCGUGGAGCACCAGAGGAAUAUCAUAGAAGAUGUUCUUGACACGAACAUCACCGAUGUUCCCCAGAUGUGGUGCCUUUAUAAAGAGGUUGCCUCGUAUUUCCUUGAUGGCCUUCAGGUCCCUGACGACAUCACACUACUCUGGGCCGAUGAUAACUGGGGCAACGUGCGAAGAGUUCCCAUCCAAAAUGAGACGGCCAGAGCUGGUGGCGCUGGAGUUUAUUACCACUUCGAUUACGUUGGAGACCCCAGAAACUACAAGUGGAUCAACACUAUUCAGCUCGAGAAGACAGCGGAGCAGAUGCAACUCGCUUAUACCCAUGGAGCAGACCGCAUCUGGAUCGUCAACGUGGGCGACUUGAAGUCCCUGGAACUCCCAAUUAGCCAUUUCCUCGACAUGGCCUACGAUGCAGAGCAGUGGGGAGUCGAUAAGGUAGAUGUGUGGCUUUCUGCCUGGGCCGCUCGAGAGUUUGGUUCCGACUUUGCUGCAGAAACCGUGGACAUUCUGACUCGCUAUGGCAUGUAUGCGGGUCGUAGAAAGUUUGAACUUCUCGAGCCGCAAGUAUACUCGGUCAUCAACUACAAUGAGGCCGAUGCGAUCCUUGAGCAAUGGGCUGAUCUCGCUGCGGAUGCGCAGGCUGUAUACGACAAACUGGACCCCAGCUACCAGGCUGCGUUCUUUGAAAUGGUCUUGCACCCGGUCCUUGGUGGAAAGAUUGUGCACCAGAUCCAAAUUAGCGCCGCGAGGAACAUUGUCUACGCAAAUCAACACCGAAGCUCAGCAAAUGCCGUUGCAAAUGACGUUCUCUCUUACAUGAACGAUGACGGGAAUCUAACUGCUAGAUGGGAUGACCUUCUUGACGGGAAGUGGGAGAACAUUAUGGAUCAAACACAUUUUGGAUACGACGGCUACUGGCAACAGCCAAUGCGAAAUGUUGGACCGGCUUUAGCUUUCGUACAACCCGGCGUGACAGCAACUGCUGGUGCUGUUGGUAUUGCAGUCGAAGGGCUGAAUGCUAGUAUUCCAGGUGAUGACAAGUACCACGCAAAUUCUGGAAACUCCCUGACCUUGCCAUCCCUUGACCCUUAUGGACCUGCCACUCGCUGGUUUGACGUAUUCUCCCGCGGUACGGUGGCCUGUGACUGGACGGCACAAGCCGAUAAGUCUUGGGUCAAGUUGUCCAAGCACAAUGGCACAGUCGGUCCUGGCAACGGCACCGACUCCCGGGUUUACGUGUCUAUCGACUGGGAAUCAGCCCCGCAGAUUACCAACAACACCGCUAGUACCAUCAAAUUCACCACCAACUGUGGCCGCAGAGGAUUUGGUGCUUGGUAUGGGGCGCCAACUGUGCAACUCCCCAUUAAUCUUCGCACCAUCCCUUCCAACUUCUCGACUGGGUUCGUGGAGUCAGACAAGUACGUCUCUAUCGAAGGACCAAAUUAUCAGAGGAUCUACACCCCUUCCAACAGUACCAGCUCAAACAUUACAUAUCACACGUUGAAGAAUUACGGCAGAACAUAUGGUGGUGUUAGUCUGUGGCCCCAAAAUGCACAGCCUGUCACCCCCGACUCCGGUCCAGCGUUGGAAUACGAUCUCUAUCUUUUCACCAAUGCCUCAAACGUCAAUGUCACUCUGUAUCUGAGCCCGACCCAGAACUAUCUAUCAGAUCGAAAUCCUCUUCAAUUUGCCGUUUCCAUGUUCCCUGCUGGUUCAUCGCAGGCAACGCCGAAAACCGUACGCUUUAUUGGGGACAGUAUUGGGCUAGACAUGCCUCCAUCGUGGGGUUACGCAGUUGGUGACUCCGUGUGGGGUCAUCAUCCAAGCCAUAACACCACUACGCGGUGGAAUGUUACCCAGGAAGGUGCCUAUAAGCUUCGGGUCUGGGGCUUGGCACCGAGCGUAAUUGUCCAGAAGGUCAUCGUGGAUCUAGGUGGUGUGAGAUCAAGUUACCUUGGACCGCCUGAGAGCUUCCUCGUUGGACGAGAUCAGGAGGGCGCAUUCAACGGUACCAGUUUCGCAAAUCAGGUCACCGUCCUAGGGGCUAUCGGAGGAUCGAAAGAGAGAGCAGACGAUGCAAAUGGCGGAGACAAAAUAAUGGUGGGCACGAAGAUGACUAUACUGUUGACCUUGGCAGUUGCCUUGUUUGCAUCUCUGUAG